Molecule: messenger RNA, 2445 nt
Organism: Diorhabda sublineata
Lineage: Eukaryota; Metazoa; Arthropoda; Insecta; Coleoptera; Chrysomelidae
Product: engulfment and cell motility protein 1-like
Exons: 12
Coding region: 71-2380 (769 amino acids)
Source: RefSeq, a predicted model, not a curated record
UCAAAAUAUCAUUCAUAUUGUUAACUACGAUUUAUGUAUCGAGUGUGUUUGUCAUUUUUUUGGGGCAAAAAUGGCAAACGUUUCGAAUAUAGCUAAAAUAUCAGUCGAAAAACAUGAUAGUAAAGAACAAAUUUUAUAUGAUUUGGAUAAAAAUAAAUCGUUAUGUGACAUUGUCAAAGAUAUAUGUAAAACAUGCGGUUUGCCGAUUUCAGCAGUUUACGGCUUAAAAUUGAUACAAACUAAAGUGAACGAUCCAACUAUAGAUACGUAUCUAUCUGAAAAAACCUAUAAAAACAUCAAACACAACGAUUGUAUAAAAAUUGUCUUUUCGAUAGACUAUUUACUCAAAAAUCGCAUUAUCCCCCAUAUAAACGACCAACCCCCGAGUCUAGAACGCGCCAUUUGUUACGAGGAUUUGAUGAAACUUGCCCACGAUCCCGUCUUCAUAGAAGAAUUAGUGGAUAACGAAAAUCAUUCGAUAUUGAUCAAAACUUACAUCGAAGAAGAACAUUUAGAGGAAAAAGAAUUGCUCGCUUUGCUUAUCACGAUAUGUCAUCUAUUUUUAAAAGGAUUUUAUAAAGAUAUACCCGAAGAAUUAUUGGAAAAAACCAUAAAUAUCGUGAGGAAUGGUUCUAACGAUCUCGUAUCCGAUCACAUACAGUACGCUUUAGCUAUUUUACAUAAAAUUCUGAUGAUAAAAGAUCCGGAAUUUAUCGCGUGGAAAGAAAGGAUAAUAAAAGAUAUACCAAUAACGUGUCUUAUUCCUUACAUACGCCUAACUGAUUGCAAAAACAAAUUGCAAUACGGCGUCUUGUUAUUAAUAAACACGAUCAUAAGGCUGUGUAAGGGCGAUCAAAAGAAACAAUUAAUAAAAGAAAUGAAUUUAAAUCAGAAUAGGGAGGAUAUUUAUAAAUAUAUCAUAGCGCCCGGGGGUUUAGAUAAAUCAAUGGAACACGAAUUGUACGUCAUUCAGACGUACAUAUUAAGUUUAUAUGAAGAAGCUUUAAAAAGUGAGGUUAGUUUGAAUGACAGUAGCGUUUUUAAUAAAGACGAAUUCGAAUUACCUGUAGACGAUGUUCGUCGUCUUACAGUAUUACUGGACUUCGACGAAGUACGACAAACAUCCCUUAGUAAUUCUUUGGAGAAUUUACUCACUUUCCAAAAAGCAGAAAGAUUCUCUUUGGCGUCUAUAGAGAGCGAUAAAAGUCAGGAUUCUAUGAAAUCGUCGACGAUUUGUACGCCGAAAUUAAGACAAUCCAGUUUUAGUUUCGAUUAUGAAAAUUUCACAAUUAAUUAUUUAACUUUGGAGGCUUUACGUCACUAUAAAAAUAAUCAUAAAAAAAAUUUUUGUCAAUCUCAAAUCGAAGAAAGGGUGUACGAACCGGGGAUUUUCGUCACUAGCGAAAAGGUGGUGAAGUUGUUGGCUCAUCUUUUAGACAUCGGUUUAGAUCCUCCCGAUUCGAAAAGCGUGUUUUAUCAACCGAUUGUGUUCAAUACGUCACCGAAAAAUCCGUUUUUCUUCGAAUUAUUCUCAAGAUCGAUGUGGUUAUUAUCGAGAACUAGAAGGGAAAUGAAAGUAUCGACAAUCGAAGACUAUCCUAAAUUGAUGAGAGCGCUCAAAAAACAAAUCAAAAUGGUUCUCGAUAAACGUCCUUUGAAUUUCAAGAAUUUAACCAACUAUAUGACGGAGUUGAACUACGGCGAGGUGUUGAAACAAUGGCAGAAAGAAAAAGAUACGGAGCUGUCGAAUUUGUUGAAAAACCAUCCCUGUAUAAGGCAAAUUAAAGAUACUUAUAUGAAAAACAACGAACCCUAUUUGCACCAAAAUAGAUUGAACGUUUUAAAAACCGGAGAUUAUUUUCCGAAAGUUUUGGACAAGAAAACGUCAGGACUGAUGUUCGUCCAAUUGAAUAGAAACGAAAGAGAAUUACAAAUAUACGAUGUGACCGAUAAAAAAACCAACGAAAUGGAACUGAAAGAAAUUAUAAAAACUGCAGAUAUCACGCACAUCGCUGUCGGUUUGAACUGCAAACACGCCAAUUUGUGUAAAUCUUCUGCGUUGGCUUUUUCAAUUAUAAUAAAUUAUUCUGAACACCAGGUUAAUUUUAUCGCCGAAAAUGAGAUUAUGGCCGCCAGAUGGACCGACGGAUUUAAUAUAUUAACGGGUAACUCGCGCAGGAGCGAUCAGUACAAUAAGGAAUUGGAAAUUUUAACGGAAAUGGAUCUUAAAUUGCAACUUAUCGAAUUACAACACGUUUCGAUACCGAAAAAUCCACCGCCAGUGCCAGAUGUACCAAAACCGUUGCUUCCUCCGAAACCGACGUCGAUCAACUCUAGAAACAAAACUGCAACAAGACCAGCACCGGAUAUACCCAAAUAAUUUGAUUGUUUAUUGUGAAAUAGCCAUUUGUGUUUAUAAAUAAUAUAUUUCUUUUAUAGAAAAAA